This is a messenger RNA of Zootoca vivipara (common lizard), 4054 nucleotides long. RefSeq lists its product as uncharacterized. Lineage: Eukaryota; Metazoa; Chordata; Lepidosauria; Squamata; Lacertidae. The record is from RefSeq and is a predicted model, not a curated record.
UCAAGUGGGUUGCAUGCAGCUACAAUUUAUUACGAUGGAGGGGUAGCGGGGCAGAGUUGUAUUCACUGGAAUUGCAAAAAUAGAGAGGAAGGAAUUUAAUGAAUGCUUGUAGGCGCAAGCGAGUUUAAGAACAGCUGGUGUCAGCCAGCAGUAACAUCCCCUCCCUCUUUCCACCCAAGCCAGAGCAAAAUGCUCAAACAAAGCCCCACGUCAGCGAAUCCGUAACUUAUAUAUAUAACUGCAGUUGUGUUGCGGUUCAUCGUGAACUGCAAAAGAACAUGCUGUACAGUAUAAGGAUCCUGCGCCAAAUCCGGCUUUUAUUGGGUGUAUCAUUUCAAAGGGUGUGCGUGAGCACUCCAUACCCGCCAACAUUUCUGCGAUGAAAUGAGGGACGUCCUAAGGAAAAGCGGAAUAUUCCGGGAUGAAAUCAGAAAGCUUCUGUAAAUCCAGGAUCGUCCCUGGAAAAUAGGGACAGUUGGAGGGUCUGGAACGUCCCCUGCAAAACCUUCUGUUUUCUGUAUAUCUUCCUUGCAGGAGCAAAACCUUGUGUGUGAUGCUGACAUCUGUAUGUCUAAAUACCCUAAAUAAUUUGUAGCACGAUCGAAGAAAAAAAAAGGACCCUGGGAGAUCAGUUUGAGGAACUGGUGCUGUUUGCCCAAUGCUCGCAGCAAAAGAAGGAGGUCUGUAGGCAACCAGUGCAGGCCGACGUUGACACAAGGCUGGAAAGGACAAAAUGGCUGCUGAGCGGGCAGCGGUGGCCAACCUCCAGAUGGCAGGAGACCAAGUGCUGCAUAUAAAAAUGGAAGAGGAGGAUGAGGAAGAGGAAGACGGACCGGCGAAAGGGCCUUGCGUCAUCCGGGCUGGGAGGCUGAGGGACAUUUUGGGAUGGCCAGGGCCGGAGCAGGUCAAGCAGGAGCUGGACGAAGAGGUGCCUCAGUGCUGGGAAGCCCACGGCCAGAAGCACGUGAGACUCAUCCAGUCGCCUCAUUCUGGAUGGGGGCCCCCUCAGCAGCCGGAGGAGCUCAUCCUGAGGCAGCGAGGAGCAAGGAGACGGGAGCAGCAGGUGCCGGUCCUUUUUGAUGAGAUGGAUGCCCAUUCCCUGGAGGCCGACCACACCUUGCUGGACAGACGGCGGUAUCUCCGCAGAGAGGCCAAGCAGAGGCUGGAGAGGGAAGCCAGCUCACUCGUUGGCUCUGCCGCGCCGACGCACCAUUUCCCAAAGAUGAGCCGCCGUGGCACCAACUGGUCGUACGCUGAGGUGAUUGACCUCCUGGAUAUCUGGGGGGAGCAGAGGAUCCAGCAGGUCCUUCAGAGCAGCCACCGGAACAUGGACACCUUCCAGGUCAUUGCCAACGAGAUGGCCAAGAGGGGCCACGAGCGGACCGCCCAGGAGUGCCGCACCAAGACCAAGACGAUGCGCCGGGACUACAAGAAGGUGAAAGAGAACAACUACUCUGGGACAGGGCGCCUCACCUGCCCCUUUUACGACCAGCUGGAGCAGAUCCUGGAUUCCAGAGCGCCCCAACCCAUGGGGCAGGCCCAGAGUUACGGACACCAGGAGGAGUCGGGGGGAGAUGAUGGUCCCCCGUGCGGCCUGGAGGAUGGGGGCCCCCACGAGUCUGAGGACUACCUCGAGCCCCAGGACUUCUUCGACCCCUCUGCCCAGUUCUCCAUUGAACUCGUCGAUUCAGUGGACUCCACCGACAUGGUGUGCAAAACAGAGGAGAACUUUGAGGAGCCAAUAAGCACCCCCCGGCCGGCCCCAGAAGCCGAUCAUUUGCUCAACCCCUUGCCAUCUGCCCCGCCCAGUCUCCCUGGCAGCCCAGCCACCACUGGCUCCACAGCAGACGUGCACCCGACCCCUUGCCACAGCCCCUUGCCGGGGCCGACGGGCCUCUCGGCUGCCGAACGCCUCGCCAACAUCCGGAACCGGCACAAGAAGACCAGGAACGUUUUGGCUGUAGAGCUUGCGAUGGCAGCGGACCUGCGGAUGCAGGUGGCUACCGACAGGAUCCUUUCCGCCCUCGACGACUACACCAAAGCGGACUUGGAGGACCGCGAGAAGGACAGGGUGGGCACUGAGCAGAUCAUUGCCAUCAUGCAACGGCAGACAGAACUUCUGGAGCGGCUCAUACGGCGGCGGCAGUCCUCCACUCCGGCGGCCGUGUCCACUGCCCCCUCACGGCAAGCAUGGCCACCACGGACAGGCCAAUCCAGCCACCGGCCUGCAGGCCCUUCUUCCUCCCGCCUGGGCGUUCCCAGGCGGCCGUUGGCACCCAGGGCCCGUACCAGGAGAAGGCCUCAGAACUACAGCCCUUGACUCUCACCAUUUGCAAUCCCCUACAAGAGCUUGCGGUUGUCUGCUUGCUGUGUUUCAUUCUUUCAUUUGGUUAACCUCUUGGGAGUUGUUUUCUCUUCCACCCCCCACCCCCCAUGCUUUCCCAUUAGGGUUAAAAAGAGAGCGUUGUCAACAAACCGAAGGUUUGGUCGUAACAGCCGUUUGUUCUGCCAUUGCCAAAACAAAAACCCUAUUUUUAAAAAAUUAAGUAUUUUCUUUCUUUUUUAAUAAACCUCGAGCCCUGGCAUCAAGUUAAAAAAGAAAGGACGCAAAAAGUGAACCAGCUGGCUGCUGUUUCUGGUGGGGAAGUCCGUGGCUUUUUUUCCCCUUCAGAACUCAGAACUUCAUUGACGUUCCUUGGCAACCAGAUUGGGCCGAGCCAAAUUUCUUGGCCUGAAGCCACAUAGUAGAAAAAGUGGCUUCAAGGAUGGGAAGAGCUGGUCUGUCCACAUGCACAUUUGGGCACUGGUUUAUUUACAGCAGGGAUUGGGAACUUCUGGCCCUAUUGACCUGACAUUAUAUGCCACCGUUACUAUGAAGAACCACUUGGGAGUGUAAAAUGAACUCCGAGGGGCCUUCAUUGAAGGAUUAAAUUUAUGUCCCACUGUUCCUCUAUAUAUUUUCCUCCCAACAACCCUGUGAGGUAGGCUAGGCUGAGAGAGAGCGACUGGCCCAAGGACUCCCAGUGAGCCUCAUGGCUGAAUAGGGGUUUGAACCUUGGCCUCCCAGGUCCUGGCUCAACCCUCUGACCUUUGGAUCAGUGCUUCUCCAACAGUAGGCCUCAGGCCCACAGCCUUCCACGUGCCUCCUCAGUGAUGCACCCGGCCCCAUAGCCAGCCCAUGGCCAUUUGGUUGGACAAUGCCAGCACCUGCAACUCCUCGCAUACUGAGCAGAGGAGAGCAGGGAAAGAAGCGGAGGAAUUUUCUGUGGAAAAAUAACACGCUGGGGAAAUUUAUGCCCCAGUGUCCAGUCUCCGCUUGGAGAGAUGGCAAGAACAGAGACAGUGAAAUGGGUAGUGGGCCACAAGGGACAUUGGUGGCCACCAACUUGGCUGGGUUUAAAAGGGGGCUAAACGAAAUCAUGGCUACAGGCCACAAAGGCUAUGCUCUGCCUCCACAGUUAAGAGGCAGCACACACUUCUGAAUAUCAGUUGCUGGAAAGUGCUGGUGCACUCAGGUCCCGCUUAAUAAUAAACAAACACCUGACUUUUAGAAGACAUCUGAAGGCAGACCUUUUUAGGGAGGUGUUUAAUGUUUGAUGUUUGCUGCCAUUCAGUGGAUUUGUAACUGGCUGACUGACCGAACCCAAAGGGUGCUCACCAAUGGCUCCUCCUCAUCCUGGAGAGUAGUGACUAGUGGGGAGCCACAGGGUUCUGUCUUGGGCCCAGUCUUAUUCAACAUCUUUAUCAAUGACUUGGAUGAUGGGCUUGAGGGCAUCCUGAGCAAGUUUGCAGAUGACACCAAAUUGGGAGGGGUGGCUAAUACCCCAGAGGACAGGAUUACACUUCAAAAUGACCUUAGCAGAUUAGACAACUGGGCCAAAGCAAGCAAAAUGAAUUUUAACAGGGAGAAAUGUAAAGUACUACACUUGGGCAAAAAAAAAAUUGAAAGGCACAAAUACAGGAUGGGAGACACCUGGCUUGGGAGCAGUACAUGUGAAAAGGAUCUAGGAGUCUUGGUAGACCACAAACUUGACAUGAGUCAGCAUGUGAUGCA